Messenger RNA from Oryza sativa Japonica Group (Japanese rice), 1297 nucleotides. The record is from RefSeq and is a predicted model, not a curated record. Lineage: Eukaryota; Viridiplantae; Streptophyta; Magnoliopsida; Poales; Poaceae.
GUGGCAUCUCGCGACGGAUCGCUGUCUACUGCUACUACUACUACGGCUCAACUCCACUUGCUGUUGUUGAUUCUCCUCCUCCUCCUCAUCUCAUCUCCCGAAAUACUAAUCCAGCUCGAUCGUGUGGGAAAGAGAUCACAGAAGGUACUUGGCUAGCUCACUCCAUCAAUCGAUCGAUCGGUACAGUUUAGCAACAGUUAAGCUUCACCUUUUUGUAUUAGCUAGUGGCAGUCGCUACUACGUCCACGUCCUUUUGUGUUACGGAUUGGUUCGCGAGCGAGAUAACUGUAAGUUGGGGGGAGGCCAUGGGGGUGCACACGAAGUCGAUGAGCUGGUACAUGGGGACGCCGGCCUCGCCGUCGCCGGGGAGCGCCGGGGAGGCGCAGCACGCACUGAGCAGCGGCGGGGGAGGGGGCAGCGACGCCAGCUUCGACACCAACAUGGUGAUCAUCCUCGCGGCGCUGCUCUUCGCGCUGCUGUUCGCGCUCGGGCUCAACUCGCUCGCGCGGCUCAUCAUCCGGUGGGCGCGGCGGGCGGCGACGGGGGAAGGCGCCGGCGGCGGCGUGGAGGGGGCGGGCGCCGGCGGCGGGCUCAAGAAGCGCGCGCUCAGGAGCAUCCCCAUCGAGGUGUACGGCGGAGGUGGUGGAGGGAGCCCCGCCGCCGCGGCGGAGGUCUGCGCCAUCUGCCUCGGCGAGUUCGCGGACGGCGAGAAGGUGCGCGUGCUGCCGCGCUGCGGCCAUGGCUUCCACGUCCGCUGCGUCGACACGUGGCUCGUCUCCCACGACUCCUGCCCCACGUGCCGGGGCUCCGUCCUCCACGGCGCCACCACCAAGCACAAACCAACCGCCGCCGCCGCCGCCGCGGGCAGCCGGCGGCCGGGGAGCGAGGUCGACGCCCCCGCCGCCGCCGCCGUGACGGUGGUCAUCGCGUGACCGGGGCAGGUGGGCCCCCGCUUCCCCCAGCCGCUGUGGGCCCAGUGUAACAUACCCAUGUAAAAAAUCUCCUUUCUUGUUUUGGACCUAUGUAAAAAAAUCUCUCCUUGGGCCAGGCCAUGGCCCAUGGCCGUGAGAUAUUUUCCGACGUUGGUGCUGUGAGAGGAUGACGGGUGGGCCCGCUCGUCUGUUCAGUUUGUAGGUUACUCACAGUAGUCCACCGUCCAUUCGAUUUCGAUCUUGGCUAGCAAGGGCAGUUGUUGUGGAGGUUAGGAGGUACAGGACGCUUACAGUUACGUACAGGCUUGUAAUAUUACCGUAUAAGUAGUAUCAUUUUGCGAGGAAAUACCGUAUAUUUGUUGGUA